This is a messenger RNA of Penicillium soppii, 2238 nucleotides long. Its product is annotated as coiled-coil domain-containing protein MAD1. NCBI's taxonomy places the organism in Eukaryota, Fungi, Ascomycota, Eurotiomycetes, Eurotiales, Aspergillaceae. The transcript is spliced from 3 exons. Gene Ontology annotation, biological process: mitotic spindle assembly checkpoint signaling; attachment of mitotic spindle microtubules to kinetochore. The record is from RefSeq and is a predicted model, not a curated record. Gene Ontology annotation, cellular component: mitotic spindle; kinetochore; nuclear envelope. The coding region runs from base 1 to 2238 and encodes 745 amino acids.
AUGGACAAUAGCCAGAACAGCAGACCGGCGUCCCAGCUCAUCGCGGGAUUCGCUUCACCCUCAACGCCUUCCGGAGUGCGAAACAGUAUGCGACACUCGAGUAAUAUGCGACACUCGUCCCGUUUGAUGCAAUCCCAAAUGCAGUCCCACCAGCCCGUUCAUGACACCGAGAAAGAAGAGCUACGCGUACAGUUGAGUGCUUUGAAGUACGAGCUCGAGAAUAUCAAACAGGAUCGAGAGCUGGAAGCGCUUCGACAUGAAAAAGAGCUCCGCGAUUUACAACUGAAAGCGGAUGCGGAUUUUAGAAAGGCCCAGACCGCCGAAUCUACGAGUAACCGAGCUGUUCACAAGAGUGAUAUCCUAGCGAAAGAACUGAAAGAUGCCCAGGACCAAGCUCUGCAUGAUAAACUUGGAUUUGAACGCAAAAUCAGAGGUCUUCAAGACGAGAACCAAAACUUGCAAGACGAGUUCAACGACAAUCAAGCAAAACUUUCCGACCAGGAACGGCAGUUCAAAUACCAGAUCAACGAACUGGAAACGGUCCGAGCAUCUUUGCAAAAAACCAUCGAAGAAUUCCAGACCGAUCUACAGAAUGCCAGGACAGCGCAGGAGUCGACACAGGUGAAGCUGACCCAGUGUGAAGCCGAGGUCGCCGAACUUGAAGCGGAAAACAUUCGACUAAAGGCCGAAGGGAAUGACGCCGAGGCUCUGACGGUGUUGAAGAGGGAACUCUCCGAACAAGUGAACCAUAUUAAAGAGUUAGAAACCGCCAACCGUGAUCAAACAUCAGAGUUACGCCAGCUUCGCAAAAUCUCCAAGAAUGUCGAGGUCGUUGAAGAGCAAAAAAAGUCUGUGGAAAACCAGCUUCAGUUGAUGAAGGGCGUCGAGGCGGAACUCAGCACAGUUCAAAUUCAAAAGCAAGUUUUGGAAGAUGAGCGUGCAUCAUGGGCCACUUUGUUGCAAGAAAACGAUCAGCCCGUAGAGUUUGACUCGCCAGAUGCUAUUGUCCGAGCCCUGGUUCAGUGCCGCAUCGAGAUUGCUACACUGCUUGAUCGCCUUGGAACAGUUGACGCCAAUAUUCUGGAGAAGGAUGAAGCAAUCAAGAGCGCUGAGAACGAUAAACUCGCCUUGCGACAGGAACUGGAAAAGUGUCGUGCUGCGAGUGCUGCAUCCGCCGGAGGACCGGGGGCUGCCGAUGCUCGACUUCGAGCUCGACUCGAGCGCCAACGUGCACUCGCCGUAAAGGAAGUCGAAUACCUGCGUGACCAGUUGAAGACUUUCGACGCGGAAGAGAUCACCAUGAACGGUGACAAUAUGCAGUUUGAUGAGCAGAAAUCACUGCAAAUUACCCAGCUCGAACAAUUAGUUGACGAGUACCGCGGCGAGCUCCAUAAGAUUCACGAAGAGCUCUCCAAGAAGGAAGCACAGAAGCCAGAAGAAACGAAACCGCAGGGCGUCAAGCGACCUUUGUCGCCAGCUGACAGUGAAGCUGAAAGCGAGCGCCUCGCCGUCCUCAGUCGCAAAAACCGCAAGCUCCAAGAUAGCAUUACCAAACAUGAGCAGGCUGCCACACUGGCUCGCCGGGAGCUCGAUGCUGCCAAGUCUCAGAUCAAGUCACUUAAGUCGAAGUCACGGACCCGCGUUCUUGAACUGCGAGAUAACCCGACCGCCCAGGCCGAGCAAAUCAAAAUGACAACUCUAAAAACCCUCCAGUCUGAGAACCGGGAUCUCCUAGCGCAACUUCGUGGCGAGCGCGUCAAUGCCAAGGUUAUCCCCGUCAGUGCAAUUGACAGCAUCAAGCUCGAAAUGCAAGAAAUGGAACGCACCGUGGCAGAUAAGGAGAAGCGGAUGCGGCGACUCAAGGAAAUCUGGACAGCGAAGUCCUCUGAAUUCCGUGAAGCCGUCGCUUCCCUCCUCGGCUUCAAGCUUGAUUUCCUUCCCAACGGCCGAGUCCGUGUGACUUCUAUGUUCCACCUUUCCUCUGCAUAUAGGCAUGGCGACAGCGAUGCUCCGUCGGACUCUGGCCCUGGCAGCAUGGGCAAUGGCGAAGAGAACUCCAUCGUCUUCGAUGGUGAGAAUGGUACGAUGAAGAUCUCGGGUGGUCCAAACAGCUUGUUUGCCAUGGAAAUAAAACCCCUUAUCAAGUUUUGGGUUGAGGAAAGAAAGGACAUCCCUUGCUUCCUGGCGGCUAUGACUUUGGACUUCUACGACAAGACAACCCGCGCCGCCAGGAUAUGA